AUGUCUGAUACAAGGAACGUGCGUGUUCGACAUAAUAAGUCAAAUUCACCAGCAGACUCAUUUAACUAUCCUGCGCAUUUUGUUCUCAGUACUGGUGAUUUUCAAUCGAAUGAAAAAGACAACGAUACUCGUCUGGUUGGACGAAACAAACAUAACACGAUACAAAUUAUUUUUCUGAUUUUCACAGCUCUAGCGUAUCUUAUACAUACUCUAAGAGCGUACAUACCGGAAACACUGCAGAGCCAAUCUCAAUUUUGGUCAAAUCUUGCAGUACGGCCGAUAACUCGCGUCUACACAACGGAUCUACGACCGAAUGUGGUGAUCGAAAGCUUAGUCUAUCGUUUAGCUGAAAAUUGGCAGACAUUUUGGUUAAUUUAUAUCUUAUCCUACAUUCCACGUCGUACUCAUUUCGGAUACCUCUACCGCAAUCCGAACAUCUUCAAUUCUCUUCUGUGUUUUCUUUUUAUCGGUGCACUUGCAUUACAGUCAGUCAGUCACUCGUCACCAUCAUCCGAACUCUCAUGCGGAUGUUUAGUCGCAAGUUUCAUUCUUCUUACCAUCACUUGUCGACUUGUUGCCGUGAAAGUCUAUCGAUAUGAUCAUAAAUACAGAGCCGCUGACUUAACAAUUGAUUCAAUUAUUUUACGUUAUUUUGUAUUGAAUAGUCUCUUUCUUUACACAACUUCAGUGGCGUACUCGAUAGUCUGUGCCAUUGUUGAAUAUAUCGGUAUUUAUCUAGAUCCAAAUGCGGUAUCAUCGACAUCAAUUAGUUUUUGUACAACAAUUGGCUUGAUAGUCAUGUUUUUUCUUCUUCUCAUUUAUUUUCUUCUCGAUCUCUUUGUUUAUGAACAAGAAUUUCGAUCAAUUUGGACACCGUACUUGUUUACCGGAUACGUUUUUAUCUGUCCACCAUUACGGGAAACCGUUCUGUUCGAGCCUGAAACAAUUUCAAACAAUGUCAACUAUUAUCUCUUUUGGUUAGUAUUCAGUAGUGCAAUGUUAAUGUUAUUGAUACGAUUGUAUCGACAAAUAUCAUUGAAAUGUGGCAAAUCGAAGAAGCGAAUACGUAUUAGUUCGAAUAUUGAACAAAUAAGUUCCUAA
Adineta ricciae is the source of this 1101-nucleotide messenger RNA. Lineage: Eukaryota; Metazoa; Rotifera; Eurotatoria; Adinetida; Adinetidae. The record is from the annotation of a GenBank genome assembly.